Molecule: messenger RNA, 970 nt
Organism: Papilio polytes (common Mormon)
Lineage: Eukaryota; Metazoa; Arthropoda; Insecta; Lepidoptera; Papilionidae
Product: ribosomal RNA-processing protein 8
Exons: 4
Coding region: 1-951 (316 amino acids)
Biological process (GO): cellular response to glucose starvation; rDNA heterochromatin formation; regulation of transcription by glucose
Cellular component (GO): chromatin silencing complex; nucleolus; rDNA heterochromatin
Molecular function (GO): methyltransferase activity
Source: RefSeq, a predicted model, not a curated record
AUGGAAAUAAAAAAUGGUGAUGUUGAUAAACUAGAUGAAAUUCUACUUGACGCACGGAAAAAGAAGUUUAACGAUAAGUUUAAUAAUGAAGAUAGCGAAGAAAUACUUUUUAGUAGUCAAGAAACAAGUAAAACUGAAAAUAAUCAAAAUGAUACAACUAAAAAGGUUUUAAAUGGUCAUGCAAUAACAAAACCAUUACAAAUAGAUAGAAAAUUAAACAAAAAGAAAGAAAUUAUAAAAUCAAUGUUAAACAAAGUCAAUCAAAGGAACCACAUUGAAGUCAGCGGUAACCAGCUUCGGGAAAGAAUGCUGAAUAGGCUUAAAGCUGCUCAGUUUAGAUAUUUAAAUGAAAAAUUAUAUACUUCAAGUGGGGGAGACGCUCAGAGCCUGUUCCAGUCGGACCCCUUAGCAUUCCAGACAUACCAUGAAGGCUACCAGCAGCAGGUCAAGAAAUGGCCUGUCAAUCCACUUGAUGUUAUUGUCAAGAAAAUACUUGAAAUGCCUAAAACAUAUUUGAUAGCGGACAUGGGUUGCGGGGAGGGUGCGCUGCGCACGCGCGUGCCGCAGCGCGUGCGUUCCUUCGACCUGGUGUCUACGAGCGCGGCGGUGGAGGCCUGCGACAUGGCGCACACGCCGCUGCCCGCAGCCGCAGUGGACGUGGCGGUCUACUGCCUCGCGCUCAUGGGCACAGACCUCACACAGUACCUGCUCGAAGCCAAUAGAAUACUGAAAGUCGGGGGUCACCUGCUGGUCGCGGAGGUGGAGAGCAGGUUCGAGGACCCGCAGACGUUCGCGCGGGAGGUGCAGCGCCUGGGGUUCAGGCUGCGCGAGCUGGACACCCAGCACCAGGUGUUCUUCUUCUUCCACUUCAACAAGGUGCAGCAGCCGCCCGUCAAGAAGUCCAAGCUGCCGAACCUCACGCUCAAACCUUGCUUGUAUAAGAAAAGAUAAAAUAAAUUGUUACGUUAUA